CUUAUGCAAGGGGAACGAAAACACUAACAUUAUGCUGAAACCCACUAAAACUGCAACAUUAUUACAUUUCUCAGGAGUUACUUUCAAUUAAUUACUAAUCUAUUUAGCAAUUAAACCAUAAAAGAAGCGACAAAUUCACAUUUUUUGCCCUUUUUAUUACACCAGCAACAUUAAAUAUAUUGUGAUACAUUUUAAUAUAAUUUUUUUCUCGCUCUUAAUUUGCUACAAUUCCCUUUCUCAUUCUCUCUUUCUGCCUGUUUAAACUAUUAAAAGUUUUGUGAAGUAAGUUUUAAAACAAUUAUUUAUUAGAAAUGGCACGUAUCCAAUUAAAGUGAUAAGAAUGUAAUUAUGUUAUGCUUCUAUGGAGACGAAGUACAACAAAUAUUUCACAUGAGUGUGUGUAUUAUUUAAUUAUUUCAUAAAAAAUACAAAGAUUGAAAUAAUUAAGCAAAUGGUUAAAAAAAAUGUGUGUAUGUGUGUUGUAUGCGCAUCAAAUAAAUAAUUGGCUCAAAAUGAAAUUACUUAAUUAAUCAGUAAAUGAUGUUUGCUUAAAGUGAAUUAAAAUUACAUUAUGUUAAUUAUUGCAUUAAUAUUUGCUUCAAUAUUUGUACCAUAUAUCGUUAGUUUUGUAUGUUGAAAAUAAUACGUCUAUUGGCGUUUUCACCACGAAAUUGAAUAGAUAAACUUUUUGGGGCAUUAUAUUCGUUACUUUUAUAAUGGGAUGGAAAGGAAAUGGAAAAUAUUUUUGCAGAAAUUACCAACAUUUCACAUUCAAUUUGAUUAGUUUAUUAAUGAUACAACAAAUUUAUUUUAAAAAAAGGUGUGGUUGAGAGAUUUCUUUCUUUCCCUCAUUCAAUCUUUGUAGAAAUUUGAUCAAAAAAUUACCUUAUAAAAUUUUUCCUAUUGAGUAAUAUUGUAGUUAAAUUAGAAGUUAAAUCUCUCGGCAAUAUUUAAUUGCCUCUCACUCAAUAAUUACUUUUUUUUCUCUCUCUCUGCAUCCAUUUCCCUCCCCAAACUUCUGUUCAAUAUUAAAUAACUCUAUCGAGAGGAAAUAAUUCAAUAUUGAAUUGAUUUAUGGACCGUUAGUUAGUAAAAAUAUUAUAUAUAUCUUUUUUUUCGUAUAAUUAAUGCUGUACGGUGGAAGAGGAAUUAACUCUUUUUUUUUCCAUUAAUUUUUCAAACCAACUGCACUCAUCAAACAGUUUGGGAAAAACACGCGUCGUGUGAAGAAGUCAAUAUUGAUAUUAAUUUUAAUCUGACAUCGAUAAAUACAUAUUUUUUUUGCAUGUGAUCCAGUUCCACGAAUAAGACAGUGACACAUUGUGCGUGCCAUUUAAAAAACAACAUUUUAUGCUAAAAAAAAAACAAUAUAGAGAACACAGAUUUUUCACAUCAUUUCACGCAGCAAAUAUUUACAAAUAUCAUAUGCAAUUGAUGCAAAUUGUGACGAUUGCGUGCAUGAGAAUAAAUUUCCAUUAAUCACUAUAAAGUACGAGGUGGGCGCGUUUGCAGAAGAAAAAAAAACAGAACGGGAAGUUGGUCAGGAGUGUGAGACAAAAUGCAUCAAAUUGAUAUUAACUGGAUGAUGACGAUGGAUGUUACCAAAAGUGAGCCCCAAUCUGGGGUCGGUGGCGGUGGAAAUGGCCAGAAUGCCAAUCAAUUGUGUGCCGGGUGUGGAAAACACAUUCAGGAUCGAUAUCUGUUGAGAGCCCUGGACAUGCUGUGGCAUGAGGAUUGUCUCAAGUGUGGAUGCUGUGACUGUAGAUUAGGCGAAGUGGGUUCAACACUUUACACCAAAGGGAAUCUCAUGCUCUGCAAGCGCGACUAUCUCAGAUUGUUUGGCAACACGGGCUUCUGUGCAGCCUGCAACAAAGUCAUUCCGGCAUUUGAGAUGGUCAUGAGAGCCCGAAGCAAUGUCUAUCACUUGGAGUGCUUCGCCUGCCAGCAAUGCAAUCACAGAUUCUGCGUUGGUGAUCGGUUCUAUUUGUGUGAGAACAAAAUUCUCUGUGAGUAUGACUAUGAAGAGCGAUUGGUGUUUGCAUCAAUGGCUAAUCAUCCAAUGCUGAAGAGGCAUGCAACAUCCCUGACCCAGAAUGCACCCCCGCCUCCUCAGCAGCAGAGUCUUAUGGCUCUUGGGCAUCCAGGAGGCGGUAAUGGAACUUCUGGAGCAACAAUGGCACAAAUUGCUGCACAACAGCGUCCACCGGGUGAUCACAAUAACAAUCAGAAUGCCAACAAUGCAGCCAAUCAACCAAAUGGACCUCCACCACCAUUUGGGACACCAAAUCACUUGAAGCAAACUCUUGGGACAUCAAGUUAAGUGCAUUGGAUUAAUGUUCUUCAAAAUACCCAUGUUUCAUGCGAUUUAGUGUUGGAGAAGAAAGAUCACUUAAGGAUCCAAUAUGCAGAGAUACCCUCAAUGUGAUUAUUUUCUUUAAAAAUUUUCCAACCAUCAACUCCGGGAAUUCCCUUUUUCAUGAAAAACUGGGGACACUCGCCACCCUUCAUAUUAUAAUUGAAUUCUAAAUUGUUAAGACUAUUAGUUUGUUGUUGUUAUCUAAUUAUCUAGUGAAGAAAACAAAAGACGAAAACAUUCUCUCAGAAUGGAAUAAUAUAUAAAUAGCAUUUUCAAAAAAAAAAAAAUACAUAAUCUCUAGUCAAAAAACUAUACUUCAAUACUUGACUGCAUUUCAACCUCUAUUAAUACAAUAAUAAAUAAUGAAUAAUAAAAUUUCGGGAAAAUAAAAUUUCAAUUCUUGAUACUGCUUUUUGGACAUUAAUAUCAAAAAUUAAAAAAAGCAAAAAGAAAUCUAUAAAAAUCUUUACCAAAAUAUCGCUGUAAGACAAUUUUUGACGAAUUAUAAGAGAAAGUCAGUUGAAUUAAUUCAUCAAAUUUAUUAAAAAAAAAAAGUAAAACCCCACCGAUUAAGUUAAAACACCCAGAAAAAAGACAAAUUUGGUUGUUAAUUAAUUUUUUAAAUGUAUAAAAAAAGAAUACCAACUAGAGGUAGUGAAUUUCAAAUUGUAUUUAAACAUUAAUUGUAGUGGAGGUAAAAGAAAGAUAAAAAUAGACUUAACGAAAAAAAAACAAUGUGACAUUGUAAAUAUUUCUUCAUGAGAAAAAAAGAAAAAGAAAAAACAGAAGAAACCAAAGACAGUGAAAUAAAAUAUAAUGAAAAAUUGAAAAAGAAA
Phlebotomus papatasi is the source of this 3192-nucleotide messenger RNA. It is a transcript of the gene Bx, whose product is annotated as LIM domain only protein 3. NCBI's taxonomy places the organism in Eukaryota, Metazoa, Arthropoda, Insecta, Diptera, Psychodidae. Gene Ontology annotation, biological process: positive regulation of transcription by RNA polymerase II. The transcript has 4 exons. Gene Ontology annotation, molecular function: transcription coactivator activity; DNA-binding transcription factor binding. Gene Ontology annotation, cellular component: nucleus. The coding region runs from base 1559 to 2320 and encodes 253 amino acids. The record is from RefSeq and is a predicted model, not a curated record.